UUGACAUGUGAGACUCCACAAGCGUUUCUUGCGAAACUUAUUAAUUCACCAAAAAACUCGUUCUUGAUGCGUUUUUAAUCAAAAAAACUGACUAAAUAUUACGCUACCGUAAACAAAUAGUGCAAUACCACCAGUGCCGUACUAGUUGAGCCCUACUUCGCCUCGCUUGGAUGUCCUGAUUUUGGCCCAAACUACCAUGUCAUACCCAGGCCGCCCCCCAAUAAUGCAAGGUCUUCCAAUGGCAUAUAUGUCCAUGGGGGGGCCCGCGCCCCCCUUGAUGCCCGCCGUCAUGCCUUUGCAACAUAUGGUACCUAUUCAGGUAACAAGCGCCCCCCAAAUUCGGGCUUUGCCUCGGCUGAACGCCAGUAGGGAGCAGCUGAAGCAGAUGCAGGGUCCCGCCGUCACAGUAUUCGUCGGAAACAUUACGGAAAGAGCCCCCGACGCGAUGAUCCGACAAAUUCUCGCCGCUUGCGGACACGUCAUUAGCUGGAAGAAGGUAAAAGCAUUUGGUUUUUGUGAACUAGCUGGACCUGACGCCGGCUUAAGGGCUGUUAGGUUACUUCACGAUCUUAUGGUCGGGGACAAGCGGCUAGUGGCGAAAGUCGACGCCAAGACAAAGACUGUACUAGAUGAAUACAAAGCCGAAAGAAGAAAAAAGGAAAAGGGGUCGUCGCCGCUCCAGGACGAGCCCGAAGAGGACGUCUUGGACGAAGAAACCCAAGCCCUGGAUGCCGUGGCCAUGGAAAGAAUUAAACAGAUUCUCUGUGAGUAUGAAGACGAAAUGAAUAACUUCGAGCUUAAAAAAGAAGAGGAGGUGAUAGAAAAGUGUCAUAAAGUGUUAGAAGAAGCCGACGUAGAAGAAGAAAAACGCGAUUUGAUAACGAGAGAGAUCGGGAAGUUCCGAGAGAUCAUGAAAAAACAAGAGGAAGAGAAGGAAGUCAGCAAACGGAAAAAAGAAGAGAAGGAGAAGAACCGUGAGAAAUCGCAUUCGCACUCGCCGAGCCCGCGAAGAAGGGAAAAAGAUGACAAGAGAAGGCGGCGGUCAAGAUCGAAAUCACGGACGCACGAGCACAGCAGAGAACGCGAGAGGGAGCGCGACCGUGAGCGCGAGAGAGACAGGGAGCGAGAGCGUGAACGCGAAAGAGAGCGAGAAAGGGACAGAGAGAGGGAGCGGGAACGCGAGAGGGAGCGAGAACGCGAACGGGAGAGAGAACGUGAGUUGAGGGAACGCGAAAGAGAGAGGGAAGAGAAGAAAAGUGCCAAGGAUUUGUUGAAGGAGAAGGAGAUGGAGGAGGAGGCGAAGGAGAAGAAGAAGGCGGAGCGGAGGGCUAGGGAGAAAGAGGCGGCGUACCAGGAGAGGUUAAGGGCGUGGGAGACGCGCGAACGGAGGAAGGCGAAGGAAUACGAAAAGGAAAGGGAGAAGGAAAGACUAAAGGAGGAGGAGCGGGAGCACGAAGCGAAGAGGCUGAAGGAAUUUCUGGAGGAUUAUGAUGAUGAGAGGGACGACAUCAAGUAUUACAAGGGAAGGGAACUGCAGAGGAGGCUAGCGGAACGCGUGAAGGAAGCGGAACUCGAUAGUAGAGAUAGGCAGAAGGAGAAAGAAGAAAUCGAAGAAUUGAAGAGUAGAAUAUUUUCGGGCGAACAUGAAGAUCCAAAUGCUGAGUUUGAACGGGCGAAGAAAGAGAAAGAAGACCAGUACAGACCCAAGUUGCUAAUUGAUGUUAAUUUAGAACACUGGAAGCAAAAAGAAAAAGAAAAGGAGAGAGAAAUGGAGCGGCAAAAAGCGAGAGAAAGGGAACGUCACAGGGAAGUCGAAAGACAAAGAGAUAGACAAAGACAAAGAGAAGAAAGAGAGAAAUAUGUAAUGCAGCAAGCGGCUCAGGAGUUGGCAGCAGUGGAGGCUGAACCCAUUGACAGUGACAGUGACAUGGAUGACAAUCACUACAGUCCAGCCCCACCAGAACCAGAUGCCAACUCUAAUGAUGACUCAGAAUCAGCAAAAUGGACUCAAGUGCAAGUUGGCGACGAAGACUCCCGACAUUCGUUUACCUCAAACCACGAGGAAAAUCCCCCUCCACCCACUGGUACAGGAAUGAAGAUCACCCUAGCUAAACCCAUCACCUUCAGCCCUCAAAACCAACAACGCGACCCGAAACGCAAAAAGUUGGAUCUUCGCGAGGUCUUCAAUCCCGAUGAAGACGACAGCAACACGCAAGUGAAGAAGCGGAAACUCGUUCCUUUGGACUACAGCGAAGAUAAAAAGAAUAAGAAAGAGAAAGAAGGUGAGAAAAAAUCAGAAGAAUCUAUAAAGUCCCAGGAGGAAAAGAAAAAACACAUCAAAUCGUUAAUAGAAAAAAUUCCAACUGAGAAAGAUGCGCUUUUCGCGUAUCAGCUCGAUUGGUCGGCGAUCGAUAAUAGUUUAAUGGAGAGGAAAAUACGCCCUUGGAUCAAUAAAAAAAUUAUUGAGUAUAUAGGGGAACCAGAGCCCACUCUGGUCGAUUUUAUUUGUUCCAAAGUUCUGGCGGGGUCUCAGCCGCAAGUCAUAUUACAAGACGUCCAAAUGGUAUUAGAUGAAGAAGCAGAAGUUUUCGUUGUGAAGAUGUGGAGGUUGAUAAUUUAUGAAGUGGAAGCGAAGAAGCUAGGAUUAGUGAAGUAGCAGUUAUUCAAAGUGUAUAUAAGAAAAUGGACUUUAGAUUUACGUUUGUAUAAUUUAUGUACAUCAAGCUAUCACUUACGUUGACAGGGCAAGAGUAUAUAAUUAUAUUAAGCCUGGCAUUCAGAAUCAAUUGAAUAUUUUAUGUAAGCAUGUUCGACAUUUGGAAGAAUAAAACGAUUUACUUACAAAA
This is a messenger RNA of Zophobas morio, 2846 nucleotides long. RefSeq names its product RNA-binding protein 25. The record is from RefSeq and is a predicted model, not a curated record. Gene Ontology annotation, cellular component: spliceosomal complex. Gene Ontology annotation, biological process: regulation of alternative mRNA splicing, via spliceosome; mRNA processing. The transcript has 10 exons. The coding region runs from base 197 to 2656 and encodes 819 amino acids. Gene Ontology annotation, molecular function: mRNA binding. NCBI's taxonomy places the organism in Eukaryota, Metazoa, Arthropoda, Insecta, Coleoptera, Tenebrionidae.